UAAUGGAACAAGUUUCUCCGAAAACGUUCUUGAUCCCUCCGAGACGACGUAAUGGCCGACCUAUUCUUUUCCAUUAGCUUGCAGUUUCCUUUCAUUUCUUCUUCCAAAAAUUUUUCAAAUCAACACUGUGUGCAAGCGCAGCUCCCCCCCCUCCCCCUCUCUGUGCCGACGAAACAUGUCCUCUGAUUCCGAUGCCACCUCCCCCAAUUCAUCAUCUGCGCCUCCACUGCAACUGGACGAUCCCCAAAUUCGAAGAUUGUCUAUGCUUCUCCCUCUGCUUCUCAGUUUAGCGCCCCCUCGCCAGGCCCCAGAACUUGAUCCUGGUAGCCACCGUGGCCGAGUACGGAUCAUCGUAGUUGACCCUUCAGCUGGAGCCAUGAUCGUGAUCGAAGGCUCCGGAGAUCUCCAAUCCGUGCUUCAAGGCCUAUCGGUGAAGCCCGGGGUGUUGCCGGCGUCCAAGGAUUCGAUUCAGGCCAUGCCCAGAGUGGUGGUGACCGAAGAAGGCACGGAUUGUUCGAUCUGCUUGGAAGCUUACGAAGUGGGGGGCGAAGCUAGGGAAAUGCCGUGCAAGCAUAAAUUUCACUCUGGGUGUAUUGAGAAGUGGUUAGGGAUUCACGGGUCUUGCCCAAUCUGCCGAUAUGCCAUGCCGGCGGAGGAGGAAGACAUUAGUAUCGCCGGCAGCGAGGGCGAGCCAGAUGGCGGCGAGAGGAGGGAGAGCGGUGAGGGGUUGGUAUCCGUGAGUGUAUGGGUGAGGUCCCUGGACGAAGACGAUGAUGAUCCGAUGGAAGUGGAUUCAGAGUGGGAUGAUGGAUCCGGGGGAUCCAAUAAUGAUUCGCGAGAAGAAGGAAAUUCAGCAGGGGAUGGGGACUCGUUGAUGAUGGAUCAAGAGCCACAAGACAUGGAAUUCUGAAGAAGGAGCUGGUUGAUAUUGGCCUCCUUGCAAGCUGUC
This is a messenger RNA of Neltuma alba, 949 nucleotides long. Its product is annotated as E3 ubiquitin-protein ligase MPSR1-like. Gene Ontology annotation, molecular function: ubiquitin protein ligase activity. Bases 176 to 910 code for a protein of 244 amino acids. Gene Ontology annotation, biological process: protein ubiquitination. The record is from RefSeq and is a predicted model, not a curated record. The transcript has a single exon. NCBI's taxonomy places the organism in Eukaryota, Viridiplantae, Streptophyta, Magnoliopsida, Fabales, Fabaceae. Gene Ontology annotation, cellular component: cytoplasm.